This is a messenger RNA of Musca domestica (house fly), 784 nucleotides long. RefSeq names its product protein dj-1beta. NCBI's taxonomy places the organism in Eukaryota, Metazoa, Arthropoda, Insecta, Diptera, Muscidae. The transcript has 3 exons. Gene Ontology annotation, cellular component: nucleus; cytosol. Gene Ontology annotation, biological process: guanine deglycation, glyoxal removal; protein deglycation, glyoxal removal. The record is from RefSeq and is a predicted model, not a curated record. Gene Ontology annotation, molecular function: protein deglycase activity. The coding region runs from base 69 to 695 and encodes 208 amino acids.
CAAAUAUACUUACACAUAUAUAAUAUUAUUAUAAGCUACCUAGUUCCGGAACUAUCGGAUCCCCUUGGAUGCUCGGAAGGACUUGGGCAACACUUCUACGUGGUACCAAUUCAAUUGUGCAACAACAUACUCGCUCGGUAAUGUCGAAGACAGCUUUGGUUAUUUUGGCCAAUGGGGCCGAGGAAAUGGAAUUUGUUAUUGCAGCUGACACCUUGCGAAGAGCAGGAAUAGCUGUCACAGUUGCUGGUUUGGCUGGCAGCGAGCCGGUGAAGUGUUCCAGGGACGUCGUUAUUGUGCCAGAUACUUCUUUGGAAAGUGUCAAGGCAACUAAAUUCGAUGUUGUAAUUUUACCAGGUGGUUUGGGUGGAUCCAAGGCCUUGGCUGCCUCUGCGAUGGUUGGCGAGAUUUUGAAACAACAGGAAAAAGAAAAUAGGAUUGUUGCGGCCAUUUGCGCCGCUCCGACGGCUCUGGCAGCUUUUGAUAUUGGAAAGGGGAAAUCGUUAACGUCAUAUCCAUCUUUCAAGUCACAAUUGGAAUCCCAUUACAAGUAUAUUGAUGAUCAGAAAGUUAUACAGGACGGAAACCUAAUCACUAGUCGUGGUCCAGGAACUGCUUUUGAUUUUGGUCUCAAAAUAGCUGAAGUCCUAGCCGGACCAGAAAAGGCAGCCGAAGUCGCCAAGGGAAUGCUACUUUAGGACAACAUGCUGUGACGCCUUCAAAUCUUUAAUUUAUUGUCAUGUGAAGUAUAUACAAUAAAUAUAUAUUAUUUUUUGUAAUCCCACAA